Molecule: messenger RNA, 2757 nt
Organism: Chironomus riparius
Lineage: Eukaryota; Metazoa; Arthropoda; Insecta; Diptera; Chironomidae
Source: the annotation of a GenBank genome assembly
UAACGCGUAGUGUUAAAAUCGUCUCUGAAAAAAAGUGAUGAGUUUGAAAAAAUAAAGUUUUGAUAAAUAAUUGAGUUACGUGACUCGCGAGUCGUCUUAAUUUCAUUAAAUAAGCAACGGUAUUUUGUUGAUGGAAGUAAAAAUCACAUUCCCUUAUAAACUUUGGUGCUAAAUUCUUCAUAUUUCAUUAUUCAAAUUACAAAGUAAUAAGAAGAACAGCAAACAGAAAGAAAAUAAGUUGGACUUCUCGUCGGUAACUGUAAAACGAAAUCGCAAGACAGCAAAAUAAGAAAAGAAAAUAAAAUAAAAUAAGAAGAGAAGCUUUUGUGGGUCAAGAAUAGCGAUGAUAAUUUGAGAAAAAAGUCUCAAGUCAAUAAGCAUAAAAAAAUUCAUUCAAUAAGAAAGCAAGUGAAGCAAAAGAUAUUUUCAUCAAAUAAUGAGUAGUGCAAUAGCGGGAGGAGUAGCAAGUGCAAUUGGCACGGCAGCAAGCAACGCCGGAUGGUUCGUACCGAUGCUUGUUGCUGCCAUCGCUUAUUUUCAAUAUGAAGAGUUUGUUGAUCCCGAAUCGAAGCCAAUAAAUGUAGCAACAGAAAAUCUAUUGACCGAGUAUGACUUUAUAGUUGUUGGGAGUGGUUCGGCGGGAGCUGUUGUUGCAGCACGUUUAUCAGAAGUUGAGAAUUGGAAUGUACUCUUAUUGGAAGCUGGUGGUGAUGAAACGGAAAUAUCAGAUGUACCGUUGAUGGCUGGUUAUCUUCAACUUAGUAAAAUGGAUUGGCAAUAUAAGUCUGAACCGUCUGGAAAUUUCUGCUUGGCGAUGAAUGGUGGAAGAUGUAAUUGGCCGAGAGGAAAAGUUUUGGGUGGCAGUAGUGUGUUAAAUUAUAUGCUUUAUUUAAGAGGUAAUAAAAAAGACUAUGAUGCAUGGGAGGAAGCCGGUAAUCCAGGAUGGUCAUAUAAAGAUGUGCUUUAUUAUUUCAAAAAAUCGGAAGACAAUCAAAAUCCAUAUCUUGCAAGCACUCCUUAUCAUGGAACGGGUGGGCCGUUAACAAUUGGCGAAGCACCAUACCAUACUCCAUUGGCAGCAUCAUUCGUUGAGGCAGGCGUUGAAAUGGGAUAUGAGAAUCGUGACUUAAAUGGUGAGAAGCAAACUGGCUUUAUGAUUGCACAGGGUACGAUUCGAAGAGGAAGUCGAUGCUCAACAGCAAAAUCAUUCUUGCGACCCGCACGACUUCGACCGAAUCUUCACAUUGCAAUGUUUUCUCACGUAACGAAAGUCCUCAUUGAUCCAAUUACUAAAAUUGCUUAUGGGGUAGAAUUUGUACGUGAAAGAAAACGUCAAUAUGUUAGGGCAAAAAAGGAGGUUGUUUUAUCAGGCGGCACUAUCAAUUCUGCACAAUUGUUGAUGCUUAGCGGUAUUGGACCAAAAGCUGAAUUGGCAAAACAUCGAAUUCCAUUGAUCCGUGAUGCUCCAGUUGGUGAAAAUAUGCAAGAUCAUGUUGCACUUGCUGGAUUAACAUUUAUGGUAAAUCAAGAGGUGUCUGUUGUAGAAAAUCGAUUUCACACUAUGGCAACAGUCAUGGAAUAUGCUGUAUUAGGACAAGGACCAUUGACAGUUAUGGGAGGAGUUGAAGGACUAGCAUUCGUUAAUACAAAAUACGUUAAUGCUUCAGACGAUUUUCCAGACAUUGAAUUUCAUUUUGUGUCAGGUUCAACGAAUUCUGAUGGUGGAAGUCAACUGAGAAAAAUUCACGGGCUUACUGAAGCAUUCUACAAUAAAGUAUUUGCUCCAAUUAAUAAUAUGGAUGUAUGGAGUAUUAUUCCUAUGUUAUUGAGACCGAGGAGUAAAGGAUCUAUAAAAUUGAGGAGCAAUAAUCCAUUCGACUAUCCAUACAUUUAUCCAAAUUACUUCAAAGAUGAUUUUGACAUGAAAACAUUAAUCGAAGGUGUAAAAAUUGCUGUAGCACUAUCAAGAACAGCGUCAAUGCAACGCUUCAAGUCAAUGUUAAGUCCAUUGAAAUUCCCAGGAUGUGCAAACCUCCAAGCAUAUUCAGAUCCAUACUGGGAAUGUAUGAUAAGACAUUACACAGCAACAAUUUAUCAUCCAGUUGGAACAGCAAAGAUGGGUCCAUAUUGGGAUCCAACAGCUGUUGUCGAUUCACAAUUGAGAGUUUAUGGUGUGAGAGGAUUAAGAGUAAUUGACGGCAGUAUAAUGCCUAAUCAAGUCAGUGCAAACACAAAUGCUCCAAUUAUUAUGAUAGGGGAGAAAGGUGCAGACAUGAUGAAAAACUUUUGGAUUAAGAACAACUUUAAGUGAUAAGAGCCAUAAUUUAUAUUUUUUUUAUCAUUUAACUUAUUUAUGACUACAUGAUUUUGUACAAUUCUCACAGAUAUUACUCAUAUGUAGUUUAUAGAAUUAAAAAAAUUUUUUGUCUGAGCCUUACCAAAUUUUUUAGCUAUUUAAUACCGCUAGGUCUAUCAAUUAUCAUAAAAAUCAUAUGCUGACUAUUGAUUAAUAAUUAUUUUAGCAUUAGAUAAGCUGUCUGAUCAGCAAACAAUUUAAACGUAUCAAAUCAUAUCGGGUAUGCAGAUAAUAAUUAGCCAUGACUUUAAAUUUUUCAAAUUUAUAACCUUCGACUCGUCUACUUCCCAAAGAACUUAUUUUAAUUAUUUUUCUGUUAUCAAUUAAAUUUACUCAUUUUGCACUUUAAUUUACAAUCUAUUUUUAACAUAGUAUGAAUUUAUUUUUAAAAAUAAAGCAAU